Molecule: messenger RNA, 2892 nt
Organism: Coregonus clupeaformis (lake whitefish)
Lineage: Eukaryota; Metazoa; Chordata; Actinopteri; Salmoniformes; Salmonidae
Exons: 13
Coding region: 513-2354 (613 amino acids)
Biological process (GO): sodium ion transmembrane transport
Cellular component (GO): membrane
Source: RefSeq, a predicted model, not a curated record
GGUACAUAAGCAGGUUGAAUUACAAUUUCUAGGUCUAUGUUGCGGUGGGUUCGCUGAGGUGUAAUAAGAACGGGUGGGUUACCGUGAGUUUAGUGCAUAUUAUCCUGCAUGUGAAUUGAGAGUAAAUCAGGGCAUUAGUUGUGAUAUGUCAGGCAGUCAUCGAAUGAGGUGUCACCUGAUGCCUACAGUAAGAUAGCACACGUCGAAGGCUAAAGCUAGUACUAGCAAUAUCAUUGUGUUUCAUAAGGAAAUUUAGUUGUCGGGAUUGUCUGUAGCCUAUUUGGCUUAGACAUUUUAGUCGUGCGCCUAUUAUACAUUUCCUGCUAUAGGCUUUGUUCAUAAUAUUCAGUAUUAUCCUACUGAUUUAUUCUGAUAUAAAGGUUAUGUCUUGUCACAUUUAGCUUAUUAAUUAAUGUGUAAAUUCGACUAAUAUUAUAUGUUAGUAAGUGGCAUAAUAGCCCAUAAAAACGUAAUUGAAAUUAUUGGUGAGAGUUAGACUACUACACUUUAAAAUGGAAGUGGGGUCCGAAAAGACAUCAUCCACCACCAAACUAUCCAUUCGCCAUGGGGUCUUCAAAGAGGAGACUGAUAUUGCUCUGAAAGCACCCUUAUACGUAGAUGCUAUGUUACCAAAGAAAGUGGAGCACGCGAAAGCAGAAAGAGCCACCUGGGGUCGCCGCCUUGAGUUCGUCCUCGCGUCGGUGGGGUACGCGGUGGGACUUGGGAACGUGUGGCGCUUUCCAUACCUCUGCUACAGGAGCGGUGGAGGUGCCUUUCUCAUUCCUUACUUUCUCAUGCUGUUUCUGUGUGGCAUCCCCCUGCUCUUCAUGGAGUUUGCUAUUGGGCAGUACACCCGUCUGGGACCAGUGCAUGCUCUAGCCAAAAUCUGCCCCUUGUUCAAAGGUGUGGGCAUUGCCACAGUUGUCAUCUCCUUUGUGCUCUGCACCUACUACAACGUUCUCAUGAGCUGGGCGCUCUACUACUUCUUCAACUCAUUCCGAGCCAACCUUCCCUGGCAGUCCUGCAACAACACCUGGAAUGCUGUGGGUAACUGCUCCAGCGGUUUCCCUGGAAACGCCACCCACCUGCAAUCAGCCAGUCAGCAGUACUUUGAUCACAGGCUUCUGGAGAUAACCAAUGGUAUUGAGGAGGCAGGAGGACUACGCUGGGAGCUGUUUGGCAUCCUCAUCCUGGCCUGGGUCAUUGUCUACUUAUGCAUCUUCAAAGGCGUCAAAUCCACUGGCAAGGUUGUUUAUUUCACAGCCACGUUCCCAUACUUCAUUCUGUUCGCCUUGCUCAUCAACAAUGUCCAGCUUCCCGGGGCCAAGAAUGGGAUGCGCUACUUCCUGAAGCCUAACUGGAGCAAGCUGCUUGAAGUUCAGGUGUGGGUUAACGCUGCAGCCCAGGUAUUCAACUCCAUUGGAAUAGGAUUUGGCUCCAUGAUCUCCAUGGCCAGUUACAACAAGUUCAACAACAACAUCCUUAGGGACACGUUGAUUGUCUCUUUAGCUAACUCAGCCACCAGUAUCCUGGCUGGCUUUGUGAUAUUCUCAGCCAUCGGCUACAUGGCUCAUAUCCACAACCUCCCAGUGGACAACAUCGCCACAGAUGGUCCUGGCUUGGUGUUUGUGGUGUAUCCAGAGGUCUUCUCCACUAUGCCUCUGCCCCAGUUGUGGGCUCCUCUGUUCUUCUUCAUGCUUCUCUGCCUGGGACUGGACAGCCAGUUUGCCAUGGUGGAGGUGGCGGUGACGUCCAUAAUAGACGGCUUCGGCCAUAAGGUGCUGCGUGUCCUGAAGAGACAGGAGCUCAUCGUUCUGGCCGUCUGUAUUAUGGGCUUCCUUCUAGGCAUUCCUCACAUCACUAAGGGGGGCAUCUAUGUGUUCCAGUUGAUGGACCACUACACUGCUGUGGUGUCGCUCAUGUUCCUGUCCUUCUUUGAAGUAAUCGCUGUCUGCUGGGUUUUUGGACUGCGGCGGAUGACCAUCAUGAUCAAGAGAAUGUUGGGAAAGGCUCCCAACAUCUAUUUCCGCUCCUGCUGGAUGAUCUUCUCCCCUGUGCUGGUCCUGUGCAUUUUGAUCUCCAGCAUCGUCCAAUACACGCCAGCUCGCUAUGGGAAGUCAUACACAUACCCUGUCUGGGCAGAGGUGGUGGGCUGGGGAAUCUCCCUGGUCUCCAUAGUGUGGAUCCCCCUGGGAGCCCUGCAAGAGAUCUGCAGAAAUAAGGGCUCACUGCUGCAGAGAAUAAAAACAGCUGUGACUCCUACAAUAGAGUUGGAUCCUGUCAACCAUCUGCCAGAGGAGCAGAGAGAAGACAUACCGGAGUCUGUGUCCUUGUUUAUCAUCACUCCUCUGUAAACAUAGCCACCGUGUCUCAGUGCGGACAUGCGUGAGUCAGUGUGACUGUGUGAGUGCUCUAUUAGGAUGGGGAGGUGUGGGUUGUUAGGUAGUUUACCGUUUUUUAAAAACAUAUUGUACCCUUGUCCCUCUGGUAAUCUCUUCAACCAACUCCACUCCCCCCUGGACUUAACAUAUUUUGUCUCCCAAUUUGAUUUUGAAUUCCAUGGCCACAAGGGUCCAGAUAGAUCUUUGACUGAGUAACUCUUUGAACCAACAUUGCCAUCUUGUGGCCGUUUCAAACAUUUUAUUCAGACGGUGAGGUUCAUUUGCGGCUCAUGUGAAUAUUGAAUGAUUAACUGAACAACGACCAGGCUAGUCUAAUAUAGAAAAAUGCAUAUGAUAUGUAUUCCUCUCCUAGAGAGAUAAUAUGCAAUUUGCCUUUUUACUGAUAACUGUAAGGAGGGUAACCACUGCAGUGUUGCCAUGACCAGUGGUGUAAAGUACUUAAGUAAAAACACUUAAAAAUACUACUUAAGUAGGUUUUGGGGGUAUCUGU